Messenger RNA from Dermacentor andersoni, 6206 nucleotides. The record is from RefSeq and is a predicted model, not a curated record. NCBI's taxonomy places the organism in Eukaryota, Metazoa, Arthropoda, Arachnida, Ixodida, Ixodidae.
CCUAGGUCAAUUUGUGCAGCAUCGCUUUACUUGUCGAAUUAAUUUCAGCGCUCUAAUAUAUAACCAUAGUUUUUUAUCUGGAUGUUCCUUGAUAACAAAUAACUUGUUUCUCAGGCAAUUUUUUUUCCCCUAUCAGACACUAGGCUGCCUCGCGAGCAGUUGCGAUUCGUUCUCAUGUCAAUUUAGGAGUAACAUGGCUUCCCGCUUAGAGUGGAUCCCAGAUUCCCUGUACAACUCGGCUGUUACUACGCUGGUCAAUAACUACCCGAUCUUUCAGAAGGACUUGCGAUAUCUUCCGGAAAGCAUCGCCUUCGACAUAUUAUAUCAGCUGUACAAGCAGAACAAACUAUGUUUUCUUGGCUUCGAAUUUUACGAUUUGGAUAUCUUCGCAAAGAUUACAAAAGUGAAAGACAAGAGGCACCUCCUGCACCACUGCUUCCAAGCAGUCAUGGACCAUGGCACCCAGACAGCACAUUUGUUAGCCGAGUCUUAUCACCGACGGUGUGCAUCUGCAUCACCGAAUGCUUCGCCACACCACUACUCAUUUGAGUACCUCAUAUCUGUAGGAAUAUCUAUUGGAAAUUUCCUCAGUGAUGCUGGCUGGUUCCGUGAGAGUGAGAAGGUUCUGCUUAGCUGUCUUUCAUUGUGUCGUAAGAUAGAUGACUACAAGCACUGGGUGUCUGCGCUGGAAUGUUGCCUAAGGCUACUGCACGUGCAGCAGUCAUACUGCAAGUUCACAGAGGCCAUGGAUACCUUGGAGGAGACCAAGCAGUACAUUGUCAAGCUCACCAACGUGGGCCACUCGCUCAACCUGGCGGGCCUCUACUCUGAGUUCUCAUCACUCUACUCCAGCCGUAGCCAGUAUAAAGAGGCAUAUGAAUGGGCAAUGCAGGCUCUAAUGCACCUAAAUUCCAAUGCACACCCUAAGUCAAUUAUUGAUGUCCUCCGGCAAGCUUCAAAAGCAUGUGUUGUAAAAAGGGAAUUCAAGCAGGCGGAGCUCCUGAUUAAGCAGGCACUUCACAUGGCCUGGCAACAUUUUGGUCGGGAACACCCAAAAACAGCAGACACCCUUCUUGACUAUGGCUUCUACCUGCUGAACACAGACUCUGUGAGUCAAUCUGUACGAGUCUAUAGGAAAGUCUUGGACAUACGGCAAAGUGUCCAUGGUGGCAACAACCUCCAUGUUGCCCUUGCUCAUGAAGACCUUGCUUACUCAUCCUAUGUUCUUGAAUACCGAUCUGGAAGGUUUCAGAAUGCAAGAGACCAUGCUGAAAAAGCCAUGCAGAUCAUGACCCGCCUGCUUCCUGAAGACCACUUACUCCUGGCUUCUUCAAAAAGAGUGAAAGCACUGAUCCUGGAGGAGAUAGCCAUUGACAACACCGACAAGGAACAAGAGAUGCGGCUGCUGCAGGAAGCGUUGGAUCUACACGUGUCGGCACUGCGCCUCUCAUGCCAGGCCUUUGGGGAGAUGAAUGUUCAGACAGCCAAGCACUAUGGGAACCUUGGUCGUCUCUACCAGUCCAUGCGACGCUUCAAGGAGGCGGAAGAAAUGCAUCUGAAGGCCAUUGACAUCAAGGAGAGACUACUUGGGCCUGAGGAUUACGAGGUGGCCUUGUCAGUCGGUCACCUAGCUUCACUCUACAAUUAUGACAUGAAGCUCUACGAGCAGGCUGAACACCUCUACCUCCGUUCUAUUGCCAUUGGAACAAAACUGUUCGGAGAGGCAUACAGUGGUCUGGAGUAUGACUACCGGGGCCUGCUGAGGGUUUCUAUGGAGAUGAACAAGACCAACCAAGUGCUGCGCUACACUCGGGUGCUAGAGGAGUGGCGGCAGCUGCGGCAACGCAGCCUGCGCGAAGGCCAUGAUGCUUCCCCAUUCACCUUUUGCGUCUGCAAGGUGCCCCCCGAGGACAUCUACACAUAUGUCACCAGCCUGCGGUAGAGUUGCCCACCAAGGCCAGUUCCUGUUCAUAGAAGUAAUCAAGCCCUCAGCAAUGCCUGAAGUGUGUGUUCUGCCAAUCUCAGAGUUGGCCACCUGGCUUUCCUUAGUGUCAGUUCCCUGCCCCCUGGUUUGUCCAUCAGCAUCACACUUCAGUUGCAGGGGCAUACGGAUCCCGCUUUGCCUGGUGUGCAACGUCUUGGAAACUUCCAAAAACUGUGUCCUCUCCUUUUUACCCUAAAUGCGGAGGGAUGUAGUAGUUGGGCUGAGAUAUCGAAGCCAGUGUGGCCAUUUUGCAUGAAAACUGCAGAUGCAUUUCCUUCAGCCCUGUGCACCUACUGUGAUUCAGCUGUAGAACUCAAAUGAAAUUAAAAGUGCACUGCAUACUGAAAGUGUCCGUGGGCACAGAUGUCUGUAAAAUGGCUGUAGCUGUUUAAAUCAUUCAUAGCAGUGAGCAGCCGCAAUCAUACCUUCCUUAUCUGCCUGCACUCACUCUGCCUGGUUUUGAAAAGAUGGUGGGGCAAAUGCACAAAAGGGUUAUCAAUUACAAGCUGAACGGGAGUUGUGACGCCCCCAGCAACAUCACUGGUGUUUUACACUGCUUGUUAGCUUGUGCUGUGCAAUGACUGGUAAAAUUUUAAAACAAUGCCUUUGAAUUUACUUGCAGCAAGAGAUCCAUCUGUGCAUUGAUGCUAGCAGAGUUUGCCCUGCGAUGCUGUAAAUUAGCUGCUGGGAGAUUGUGUGCAAUUCUAUGAACGAGCGAGACGUGAUGUACAAAAACAGACUUGUAACCUGCCAGCCUUCAUAAUGGCAGCUUGCAGUGGCAGAGGUUGUCAUUAGUACUGGCACUUUCCUUAUCAUGUCAUAGCAUUUAGUUGCCUUGUUGAUUAGUAGCAGAAAGUGACAUUUUAUUAUCAACAAUUGUACUGACAAUUCAGGUUGCAAUCCAAGGCUUUCGUUCAUACUACCAGCUCGCGGCUUCCAAUUCUAUAUAAUGGAGUGGGACAAGGCAACAUGAUUUUGAGGGAAACCCGUGUUAGUAGGACUUUGGCAUUAUUUUAUUGUUAAUGCUUUCUUUGCAAAAAAAAAUAAUACGAGUCUGUUUGUAAGCUUCGCAGCACAGUUUAUCUAUGUAAGCAGCCAAUUUCAAGGAAAUAGUGUUAGUGUUGCUUUGCUUCCUCCAAGGUACAUGGUUUGCAGAGGCUUGUCAUCCAUCAAAACAAUGAUAUUUGAAUGAUGUGUGCUUCCUUUAUUAUUAGUGCCCUAUAAAUGUGAAUACUAUGGAAAGACAAGAGCAGUUAGGUUUUUUUAGGCACCAGGCACAGAUGUAAUGAUGCAUGGUGCAGAAGUAAUGCAGCUAUGGUAAUUGAGAGGCCGUGAUGGCGCAAAUAGCGUUUAGCUUCUCGGAAGUGAGUGUACAACCUACCGAAGAGUUGCUAAAUGUAGCAUUGCAACACAAUUUACAGACUUCCCUGAGUUGUCAGCAGAAUCUCCAUAGUACUGUUAAAAUAUCUCAACUAGUGACUCUCUCAUCCACUGCUGUCCUCGAUGCAAAUGUCAUUCAAAUACCAACAUUUGCCAACUUCGUGUAGUGCCGGUCUUAUAGGCAUGUGCAUAUCAUAAUGAAACUACCAAUCCAGAAAUAGGUCAGUGCUCACUGUGUUCCCAUCAUCCCCUUCUGACACCUGAUGAUGAAGCACUCACUGUAUGCUCUCACUGCGAGGGUGGACUUCAUACGCCCCUUGGCUGCGUUAUUCUGAAAUAGUCUGCUGGCAAUGGUGCUUGUAUAAAUGAGUCAAUGUGCAAAGAAGACCACUGUGAAAAAGAAGAAAGGACACACACUGCCAUGCUAACAUCAGCUUUUGUGAAUUGCAUGCAUGUCCCAAUUACUGUUUAAUGUGCCGUCCUGCAUCCCUGAUCACCAUUAUGCAGACCAUGAAAGUCAUCCAAACACUACCAGACUAAGUUGUCGCCCUCGGCUUACCAAGCUUCACGAGUGUUCCCACUUAUAGUUUUCUGCACAUCCCUUGGGCACAGAAAGAACAUGCCCAGUGCAGGCACUAACAGUGUACUACCAAGCCAAACAGCACAGUGUCAAGCAGGACUUGGCAAUCUGUUUUUCUGAGUUCUCCAUACAUUCACUUUUGCACAGGCUCCAGAAUUGCCUGUUCACUGGACACACACCGUAAAACAGAACCUAUAGUUAAAAAUUACUGUUAAAAGAACUCUUCUAAAAAAAGCCUGCUGCUGUUGCAAUGAGUUUAGCAGGAAAUUUGUAUUUCUCUAUGAAAAAGAGUGGCACUUUUUUUUUUCACUGACCAUUCUUUUUUUCACUAGAUUUCUUAGAAAAACUAUGCUAGGCUGAUGUUUAUUGAAUCAGUUUGACUGUAAUCAUCCUUACAUUUUACCAGUUGGCUCAGCAAUAGCUUUUAAUGACCAGAACUCGCAACAUUGCACAAGAGUUCAUCUCAUAACAUAGUUCAGCUUCAUAUUCUGCUUAAGUGUGGACAGUUUAAGCUCAUCUGCACUUGUGUGUCUUUGAGCAUCAAUACAUUUAGCAAAGCAUCAUUGAGCUUGAUUUACGUUCACAUAUUUCACACUGCAGUGUUUUGACUUGCUCACGUGCUCGCAUACAGGUAAUGUCCUAGAUAAAAACCAUAUCUGUUUUAUUUAUUUGGGAACCUACAUUGCCCAGUUUAGCAUUAUUGUAGGGGGGUUGAAACAGUAACAAUAAUGAAAAUGUGGAAACAAACAGAAGUAACUAUAUCAAGGAUAUGAGGCUGAGGUGACAGUGAUGAAACUGGAUGCCAUAAGGAACAUGUAGAAAAGGCAUAUUUUGUUGGAACUGAAGAUGGCUUGCAUUGUGGACUGCAGUUAUUAAUUCCCUUCUCUAAGGAUUGGCUGCUGGUACACCAUCUGUGAAAGGUCUCUUGGUUUUUGACAUAAUGUUAUGCUUGUGACUGUGGCCAACCUUGUCUAUACUAUUCACAUCUGUGUUGCACUAAAUAAGUACCCUUCAGGUAAGGUUAAUGUAGUUAAAACCGUCACUUUGCUUCUUGGUGUGCAUCAACAAUUGUGAGUGUGAUAUAGAAUUUAGUGGAAUUAUGUGCUGUUACAUGUGAGGCAAAGCUGAUGUCUUGAAAGUACCAUGCUUCUUAACACACCUAGGAUCGACUGGUGCAGGCAUUGCUGUAUAAAGUAGAUGUAUUCCUUUCUACUCGUGUACAUAGUGUAUUGCCCCCGAUGCUUAAAUUUUGCAUUUGUGACUGACACUUGAAAUGUCUCAGGUAUGCUUAGGUGGCAAGGAAUGGUAGGUAACUGCUGUGUAAUGUUAUAUGAGCUGAAUUCACAUUGUGUUUCUUGUGCAUUAUUGAAGGCCUGCUGCAAAUGACUGGUAUGAGAAGGGGCUUUUCGUACAUGCGUGCACAUUUUUUUUUUCUACGUGCUUGGCCAGGUUAUAAUGGUACAUGGUGUAGGAUUCACAGCUUAGAGCUUUGGUAUUAAGGAAGAAGUUUAUUUUCUGUGCAAGUUAAUCUUUCAGAGCUGGUUAUAGCAACAUUGUGGUUAAAGUGAAUAAACAGUCUGCUAAGGGCCACCUUACAUAUGUAGUUCAAGGGAGUCAGCAGGACCGAAAUUGCAUGAAAAUGUGCUGAAUGCCAGAUUAAAUUUUGUUAAUUGUGAGCCAUGAAAGAAAGAUGUUUCUGGCUUUUCAAACAUGAUUUUGAAUUACUAUUGUGUCUGGUGCUGUGUUCCCCUCUUUAAUCAGUAGCCCUGGACUGUUCACAUGGACACCUACCAAAAUGUGUUGUGAAUACUCAACAUUGCAGUAUUGAAACAACUCGCUCCCAGUACCAUGCUUAAGUUAGCAGCUUUGUUUUACGAUAUGCAUUAGCAGAUUGUGGUCAACAUUUAGUACAGAUAUGUCAUCCAGUUUGUGAACUAUCAUGCUUGUGGUGCCAUUUUUCUUGCUGCUGUGCUAAGACUCUGGUAAGUUGAUGCUGAGAAGUCUGCAGUAAUGGUUUUUAACUGCCGACAGAUCGAUAAAAACAAUUCAGAUGACUGCAUUUGUUGUACUUGUUAAUCGCUUGCAAAUUGGGCAUGUAACAGUAACAAGAGAGUGCACAGGCAUAGUGUUCAUUAUGUGCAAGUUUGUGUAUUCUCCCAAUUCAUGACUGUGCCUUUAUAUUUUUUUUUAUUUUUGGCUAGGUGUUCUUGCAAUUGCAUGUAUAAAAAUAUGUAAUAAAGCUUAGUAAACAAGUUGUAUAAA